AUGGAUGGGGACAAUUGCACUAUGGUGGAUGAGUUCAUUCUUGCGGGAUUCACAAAUCAAUCCAAGCUGCAGAUCACCCUCUUCAUUGUCUUCUUGCUGAUCUACAUUAUCAUUGUGAUGGGAAAUAUUGGGAUCAUUGUAAUUGUGAGGACUUGCUCUCAGCUUCAGACGCCAAUGUAUUUCUUCCUUAGCAACUUAUCCUUCCUGGACCUGUGCUAUUCCUCUGUCGUAACACCCAAGAUGCUAGUGAGUCUUUUAUCUCAUAGGAAAACAAUCUCCUACUCUAGCUGUUUCACCCAGUUGUUUUUUUAUAUUAUUGGUGCAACAACAGAAUGUUACCUCUUGGCUGCCAUGGCAUACGAUCGCUAUGUGGCCAUCUGUAACCCACUGCUCUAUACCGUCAUUAUGUCUCGAAGGCUAUGUAUUUUGUUGGUCUUUGCUUCUUAUGUAGCUGGGUUUAUAAAUGCAUUAGUAAAUACAGGAUUUACCUUAACAGUGUCCUUUGGUGACUCUAAUGUAAUCAACCAUUUCUUCUGUGAUUGGCCACCAUUGAUUCAGUUGGCUUGCUCUGAUACCAGUCUCAACCAAAUCCUUGUUUUUGCUAUUGCUGGAUUUAACGAGGUUACCACCGCAGUGGUAGUUCUCAUCUCUUAUGCCUGCAUCUUCUCUACCAUCCUCAGAAUACGCUCCAAUGACAGCAAGCGUAAAGCUUUCUCCACCUGUACUUCUCAUCUGACCACUGUCAGUCUGUUCUAUGGGACCCUCCUCUUUAUGUACUUGAGACCCAGAUCCAGCUAUUCUAUGGAACAGGAUAAAAUAAUUGCUGCGGUCUACACAGUGUUGGUCCCUCUGGUGAAUCCCCUGACCUAUAGUCUCAGGAACAAGGAUGUGAAAGAAGCUUUUAUGAAAGGAAUGGGGAGGCUGAGGAUUACUUUAGCAAUCAUCUGCUAG
Molecule: messenger RNA, 951 nt
Organism: Podarcis muralis (Common wall lizard)
Lineage: Eukaryota; Metazoa; Chordata; Lepidosauria; Squamata; Lacertidae
Product: olfactory receptor 5AR1-like
Biological process (GO): G protein-coupled receptor signaling pathway
Cellular component (GO): membrane
Molecular function (GO): olfactory receptor activity; G protein-coupled receptor activity
Source: RefSeq, a predicted model, not a curated record